This is a messenger RNA of Ilex paraguariensis (yerba mate), 2973 nucleotides long. The record is from the annotation of a GenBank genome assembly. Lineage: Eukaryota; Viridiplantae; Streptophyta; Magnoliopsida; Aquifoliales; Aquifoliaceae.
AUGGACAUAAAACCUAAUUUAGUGGAUGAGACUUCCAUCUUGUCUCGAAUAUGCGUGAAGAAUUUACCCAAGUACAUAGCCGAGGACCGCCUCAGAGAAUUCUUUUCUCAGAAAGGAGAAGUUACCGAUGCCAAGCUCAUGCGCACCAAAGAUGGCAAGGGCAGGCAGUUUGGAUUUAUUGGGUUCCGGACCGAGAGAGAAGCAGAGGAAGCUCUCAAAUACUUCAACAAUGCUUUCAUCGAUACUUGUAGGAUCAAUUGUGAGCUCGCUCGUAAAGUUGGGGAUCCAAAUAUCCCUCGUCCAUGGAGUCGGUAUUCCUUGAAGAAACAAGAGAAAUUGAAUGAAGAUGGAAAGAAGCCUACGGGUACCAACAGUCCAAGCAUCACAAAUUCUAAAGAGGAGAAAAAGAAGAUUAAGAAAAACAAUAAAAAGGAAAGUGAGAAUGAUGACCCUCAACUGCAGGAGUUUCUUGAGAUCAUGCAGCCCCGUAACAAGUCAAAAUUGUGGGCAAAUGAUACAUUGACAGUUCCCUCUCUUGAGCGAAAUGGGAAAGCUAGUGAUAAGCAAAUUCAAGUGAAAAAGGAAUUCAAGGAUGAAUUGGUGCCAAUGCUUACUGAGUUAGAUGGCACUCAUGAGAGAGAAAAUGUGCCAUUAGACACUCAGGAGGCGGAGAAACAACUCAAUUUGGCUCAAGAUGAUGUUGUCUCAGAUAUGGAUUAUUUCAGAAGUAGGGUAAAGCAAGACUGGUCAGAUUCAGAAAGUGGUGAAGAUGAAGACAAUAAUGAUGAUGAUGAGGAUGACAGUGGCAGCAACGGUUCGUUCAUUGAAACUGUUGAGGGCCAGGAUGUUGAAAACGUAGAUGAUAGGGGUCCAGCGCAUACCCAUGAAGAAGAUGUCUCGGAAGAGGAGGUGGAAGCCAGGUCCUGUGAAGUAGCUGACGAUGAAAUGGGCAAAUCGGGUGUACCGUUGCUAAGUUUGAAAGAUGAGGAAGAAGAAGGUCUGGAGACUGGUCGUCUUUUUGUCCGUAAUCUGCCAUAUUCUGCCACUGAGGAUGAGCUGGAAGAGCAUUUUAGCAGAUUUGGGAAUGUCUCACAAGUCCAUCUUGUUGUAGAUAAAGAUACAAAGCGGUCCAAGGGUAUUGCCUAUGUUCUUUACAUGUUUCCAGAAUCUGCAGUAAGGUCUCGAAUAUGCGUGAAGAAUUUACCCAAGUACAUAGCCGAGGACCGCCUCAGAGAAUUCUUUUCUCAGAAAGGAGAAGUUACCGAUGCCAAGCUCAUGCGCACCAAAGAUGGCAAGAGCAGGCAGUUUGGAUUUAUUGGGUUCCGGACCGAGAGAGAAGCAGAGGAAGCUCUCAAAUACUUCAACAAUGCUUUCAUCGAUACUUGUAGGAUCAAUUGUGAGCUCGCUCGUAAAGUUGGGGAUCCAAAUAUCCCUCGUCCAUGGAGUCGGUAUUCCUUGAAGAAACAAGAGAAAUUGAAUGAAGAUGGAAAGAAGCCUACGGGUACCAACAGUCCAAGCAUCACAAAUUCUAAAGAGGAGAAAAAGAAGAUUAAGAAAGACAAUAAAAAGGAAAGUGAGAAUGAUGACCCUCAACUGCAGGAGUUUCUUGAGAUCAUGCAGCCCCGUAACAAGUCAAAAUUGUGGGCAAAUGAUACAUUGACAGUUCCCUCUCUUGAGCGAAAUGGGAAAGCUAGUGAUAAGCAAAUUCAAGUGAAAAAGGAAUUCAAGGAUGAAUUGGUGCCAAUGCUUACUGAGUUAGAUGGCACUCAUGAGAGAGAAAAUGUGCCAUUAGACACUCAGGAGGCGGAGAAACAACUCAAUUUGGCUCAAGAUGAUGUUGUCUCAGAUAUGGAUUAUUUCAGAAGUAGGGUAAAGCAAGACUGGUCAGAUUCAGAAAGUGGUGAAGAUGAAGACAAUAAUGAUGAUGAUGAGGAUGACAGUGGCAGCAACGGUUCGUUCAUUGAAACUGUUGAGGGCCAGGAUGUUGAAAACGUAGAUGAUAGGGGUCCAGCGCAUACCCAUGAAGAAGAUGUCUCGGAAGAGGAGGUGGAAGCCAGGUCCUGUGAAGUAGCUGACGAUGAAAUGGGCAAAUCGGGUGUACCGUUGCUAAGUUUGAAAGAUGAGGAAGAAGAAGGUCUGGAGACUGGUCGUCUUUUUGUCCGUAAUCUGCCAUAUUCUGCCACUGAGGAUGAGCUGGAAGAGCAUUUUAGCAGAUUUGGGAAUGUCUCACAAGUCCAUCUUGUUGUAGAUAAAGAUACAAAGCGGUCCAAGGGUAUUGCCUAUGUUCUUUACAUGCUUCCAGAAUCUGCAGUAAGGGCAUUAGAAGAGUUGGACAAUUCAAUUUUUCAAGGCAGAUUAUUGCAUGUUAUGCCAGCAAAGCAGAAGAAUCCCACCUCUAAACAACAGGCCAAUUUCUCCAACCAAUCUGCAAAAACGUUUAAGCAACAGAGGGAGGAGGAGAAGAAGACAUCUGAAGCUAGUGGAAAUACACGAGCAUGGAACACUUUGUUCAUGCGCCCUGAUACAGUUCUUUUGCAGUUAUUUGUUCCGUUUCCUUCAGGAGAAGGAAAAAUGAUUGAGGAUGAGCUGGAAGAGCAUUUUAGCAGAUUUGGGAAUGUCUCACAAGUCCAUCUUGUUGUAGAUAAAGAUACAAAGCGGUCCAAGGGUAUUGCCUAUGUUCUUUACAUGUUUCCAGAAUCUGCAGUAAGGGCAUUAGAAGAGUUGGACAAUUCAAUUUUUCAAGGCAGAUUAUUGCAUGUUAUGCCAGCAAAGCAGAAGAAUCCCACCUCUAAACAACAGGCCAAUUUCUCCAACCAAUCUGCAAAAACGUUUAAGCAACAGAGGGAGGAGGAGAAGAAGACAUCUGAAGCUAGUGGAAAUACACGAGCAUGGAACACUUUGUUCAUGCGCCCUGAUACAGUUCUUUUGCAGUUAUUUGUUCCGUUUCCUUCAGGAGAAGGAAAAAUGAUGUAA